AUGAUGGAUUAUGGCGGCCACCAAUACCACCAGCAACAGCAACCGCACCCUCACCCGCAGUCCCAGCAAAAUGCCCAUCUACAGCAACACCACGUGCAGUCGCCGGCCAUUGGUGCUGCUGCCGCGCGGCAGUCGGCAAAUGCCAAUGCUAACGCUAACGCCAAUGCCAACGCAUUUGCCAGCAACAGCUCCCUGUAUCGCUCCCAGUCGCAGGCCGACAUGACGGGGCUUUCCCCGAGCGUGCGCAACAUGACCACCUCGUCGCAGUCGCUGCUGGGCUUGCCAGCAGGAACGAGCUAUGGCUCGUUCUCGGGCCAAUUCCAGCCCACUAGUACGUCAAAUCUGCUGUCCAGGAGUUCAGACUCGCUCGGGCAGCUGAGGAGCUCGUAUGACUCUUUGCAGGGAGUCCAGAGGAAUAUGAAUCCAGUGACGAAUUACCGGCAUACUUCACUGAACUCGCAAACGCUGUCACCGCAUGCGCAGGGGCUGAGUACAUCUCCACAGCAGUCGUUGGAUCGGAUGCAGCAGCUUCAGAGGCAAUCGCCACAUACGCAGUCGACUUCCGCUCCGUCUAAUGCCUCGCCGAUGCUCUCGCAUUCCCAGAACCAGCAAUAUACGCAGUAUCAGCAAUCUUCGCCGUAUCAGACACAGUCGGCUCAAUAUCAGCAGCCAGUGUCUCAAUAUCAGCAACCCCAAAAGACGCAACCAACUCAGUACCAACAGCCGCAGCAAUAUCGACAGCCGCAGCAGGCUCAGUAUACGCCGCAGACGCAGAGCUCUCCUUACCUGCCUCAGACGCAGUACCCUCAGUAUCCUUCGUCACAGCAGCCGCCAUAUCAGCAGCUACAGAACUACCAACAGCAGCAGAAGUCGGCCCAAGUACCACAAUCGAGCCAGCAGAGCUAUCCGCAGCAAACGCAAAUACCGCAGACAAGCCAACAAAACUAUCAACAAGCGUCGGCUCAGCGAGCACCGCAGACGAGCCCGGUACAGCAGGGAUAUCAGCAGAACUCGACGUCGGCCCAGCAAGCGCCACAGCUGAGUCAACAGAGUUAUGCACCACAAGCCCAGAAGUCAGCGCAAGGACCGCAGGCGAGCCCGGUGAAACAGAGUUACCAGCAGCCGGGCCAGAAACCGUCACACGCAGGCCAACAGAGCUAUCAGCAUACAGCGCAAAGUUCAGCUCAGCAACUUCCACAGUCGAGCCAACAGAGCUUUCUGCUUAGUUCCGCCCAGGUACCACAGUCGAGUCAACAGAAGGGUUAUCAGCAAGCGUCUACUCAGCAAGUACCGCAGUCUAGUCAGCCGAGUUAUCCUCAGCAAGUAAAUAAACCAGCGCAGCUACCACAGUUGAGCCAGCAACAGAGUUACCUGCCGGGACCGACUCAAGUGUCCCAAUCAAGCCAGCAAAAAAGUUAUCAGCAAGCAGGUCAGCAAGGACUGCAAUCGAGCCAACAGAGCUAUCCACAGCAGGCGCAGACAUCUGCCCAAGCGCAGUCGAGCCCGCAUGUACAACAGUAUCAGCAACAUGCGCAGAAAUCCCAUCAUGUACUACAUCCUCAGGCGCAGCAAGUGCAGCAAAAUCAGAAAGCCGCUCGACCUUCUCAACCAUCUCAGGCUCAGGCUAAGCCUUCACCAUUGCAGUCGCAGCAAGCUCAGCAAGUGCAGGUUCAAGCUAACCACACUUCUGCAUCAAAUGCCCACCCAGCGCAAGCAAAUCCUCAGCCUCAACGGGCGUCUCAACAGGUCCAGGCUCAGCAACCAGCUCAAUCUCAAAAGACGUCUCAGCAGGCGCAGAAUCAGCAAACCCUGCCAAACCAGGCUUACCAGCAAUUCUAUUCUCAGCAUGCGCAACAAGCUCAGCGUUCACCGUACCAGACUCAUAUGCAGAAUCCUCAGUAUCCGUAUACAUACCAGCCUCAGUUUGCUCAACAGUACAUGCAAUCGCCACAAUUACGGACUUCGCAGGCAACCCAGCAGCAGUACCAGUCACAGCAGUCCCAAACCUCUCAAUCUCAGUCUCCGCAGCAAUCAGUCAUGCAGAAACAGCCAACAACCCAAUUGCAGCAGGAGCAGCAACCGCGGUCACAAGCACAAGCGCAACCUCAGAAACCGCCUGCACAGACCAAUCAAUUAGCUUCAAAACCUCCCGCUAAAGAGCCAAAGAAGAAGAAAGCUAGCAAGAAGGAGGCCAAGCAGAAGCCUGCUGCGUCUCAAGCUGUAUCUCAGACUGCGUCCCAACCUGCACCGCAAGCCAGGGCAUCUCAAACUGCUGCGUCACAGGCGCCGCCACAGGCCAAGGGCUCUCAAGUCACCGCGCAGUCCUCAGCCUCUCAGCCGUACGCCUCCCAGACUUAUGGUUCCCAAGCGCCGGCCUAUCAAUUCCACGCCCAAGCAUCCCAACCAUACGCACCACAAGCACACACUCAGCAAAAUACUUUUCAAACUACUACCUCCCAAGCACAUGCUGCCCCAACAAACUCUUUCCAAACUAACACGUCUCAAUCACAUGGCCAAGCUCAUUCUUUCCAAGUUCCCGUUUCACAACCGCAUGCCUCCCAGAUGAACACCUUUCAGGCCACGCCUCAAGCAAAUUCCCUGGGAGCUCAAGGCUCCCAACCUACGCAAAUCCCUUCUCAGCCGUCAACCCAACCGAAAGUUGAAUCGUUGUCUCAACAAUCUCAACCGUCUCAGCAAGUCCAGCCUACAACCAACGGGAAUGGACAGGCUUCGGGUACAUUUAUCACAGAAAACCCAACGCAGAAGAAGACCAAACCUGGAGACCCCAAUCACACUCCCAGAAAGCGAGGCCGUCCGCGGAAGCAACCCGGCGAAGCAACAAAGCCGCGGAAACCGAAGAGACCCAGAAAUCCGGAUGGCACUGUUGACUUAUCUGCAGCAUUGCCUCCAAAUCUAGCUGCCAUCCCGGGGGUGGGUAUUCCGUUUUCCAUAGCUCCGAAUCCGCCGCCUGCUCCUCCAGCUUCUACGGCGUCCAGCGCACCGCCGGCGCCUGUAAUCGGACUGGAUGGUAAUCCGAUUCCGCAGAAGCGCAAGCGUGGACGGCCUCGUAAGUCUGAGGCGGACGGGACGCCUCGUAAACCACGGCCACCGCGGGAUCCAAACCGGCCGAAAGGGACUGGGCGGCCUCGUGGGCGACCCCGGAAGGUGGACGUGCUGGCAAGGAAGAAACUAGAAGAGGAGCAAGCAGCAGCCGCCGCCGCCGCCGCUCAUGCUGCGGAUCAAAAUAGUCAGCCUGGAGCCGGCCAACCUGCAGCCACUCAAGCGCCACCCAGUCAAGCACAACAUGGCCACAUGCAAGCUGGGCACGUCCAAGUCAAAGUCAAUCAAACUAGUCAGGGACAGCCAAGCAAAGGACAAGGACAAAUCCACCAGUGGCAGGUCAAUCAGGCCAACCAGAGCCACGUCAGCCAAGCACAAGCCAACCAAGCGCCAACGAAUCGCGCACAAGUCACCCAUCAAACUAGUCAAGGGCAGGCCACACAAGGGCAGGCCCAAUGGCAGAUUAGUCAAGGGAAAUCUGGCUCGGGGCGAGAGCAAGUCGGUCAAGGACAAUUUGGACAAUCUGUGCAGGCACCGUCUGGACAGACCAAUCAGUAUGCGCAAGGGACUCACCCGGGACAUGCACACCCUUCGCAUGGCCAUCCAUCGCAAGCGCCCGUUCAGCCUCAGUCUCAAAAUCAGGCUGCCAGACCUCAAGGCCAGCAGCAAAUGCAGCCCCAGCAGCACGCUCGGCACACUCACGCGCAGCAAGCGCAGCCAAUGCAGAAUCAGUUGCGGGGGAGCCCCAUGCAAAGCAUGCAAGCUAGCCCGAUGCAAUCCAUGCAGGCGAGUCCGCUGCAGAACCAGAUAGGCCAGAGACAACCUGUGCAGCGGCCUCCUGUGCAGACAUCGAGUCAACGACCUCAGUCGCACUUGCAAGCUCAGGUGAACGCCAAACCGCAGAUGCAGGUCCAGCCACAAAAAGCGCAGCCUCAGAUGCAGAACCACAUGCAGGCCAAACCCGUUGUGCACGCUCAGACGACCAAGACUCAGGGGCAGACCCAGCAGGUACAGCAGGCACAGCAAGCCCAGGUUCAACAAGCGCCAGCCCAGGGUCAGCCGCAGAAGGCUCAGGUUCAGCAGCUGGCUCAGCCAUUGCAGAUGCAGCGACAGGCGCCGUCGCCGAUGCAGACACCGGCGCAGCGGCCCCAUCAACCGCACCUCUUGGGGCAUGGCCAGUCGCAGUUGCAUCACGCGCAGGCACAGCAGGGGCAGAUCCAGGGGCAAGCCCAGACUCGGUCUCCGACUUCGCAAGCUCAGGCGCAGACGCACAAUCUCGGCAAGGCACACCCUCACGCUCAACCAACUCAACAAGCUCAUUCAUCGUAUCCCACUCACUCUACCCACUCCUCUCACUCUACCCACUCCUCUCACUCCGCCCAAUCCGCCCAAUCCGCAUCGUACCCGCACUCGCACCCGUACCAACCACAAUUCCAGGAGCAGAUACCGCAGCUGCACAUGCACUCGCAGCUCCACCACCUCAACCAGCAACAUCCUGUCUACUCACAAUUCUCGCAAAGACAACAGCAGCCAUCGAUGACGCUCAACCCGCAGACCGGGCAGAAGCGGCCGUCCUCGGUGCUGGACGACGAUCCCCGGAAACGCGCGUAUAUCAUGCCACAUCAGCUCUAG
This is a messenger RNA of Aspergillus nidulans FGSC A4, 4692 nucleotides long. RefSeq lists its product as uncharacterized. Lineage: Eukaryota; Fungi; Ascomycota; Eurotiomycetes; Eurotiales; Aspergillaceae. Gene Ontology annotation, molecular function: DNA binding. The transcript has a single exon. The coding region runs from base 1 to 4692 and encodes 1563 amino acids. The record is from RefSeq and is a predicted model, not a curated record.